AUGUUCUCCAAAACGGCUAAUCUUUCUGUGGGGAGGAGAUUUUCUUCCACUCUGGCCGAACGAUUGGCUUUGGCAUCAUCAAAUUCAGCCAAAGAAACACCUGAAGUCGAGAAUCUGAGGAUUGAAUCGGAGACAGAUAAAGAAGUAAGUCAUGCCUAAUGUUCUAUAAAUGGUUUCAGAAUGAGCCAUUCCGUGAGCUCUUUAUUAAACCCAAGAGAAAGUUGCAAACCCAGUUAACUAUAGAAAGAAUGACAGGUAGAGCUGAACAACUAAAAUUCAGCAAAGUGGAUAUUAUGGAUCGGAUUGCGGUAAGUGCUACUUCUUAUUGUGGUUACUCUUUAGGUGAGGACACCGCGAAAGGAAGAGAUGAAGCCUAAUCAGGAUUGGGUUUCAGUCUGGCCGGUAGCCCAGUCAUUUAGAUCAUCCGUGGUGCCUUUGCCAAUUCGAAUGGGGUAUUCGAAGAUAAAAAAUGGAAAUCCAAUCAGACCUCCAUGCAAAGCUGAAGGGAAUUUGGAAUUGGUGAAGAUUCCGAACUUCCUCCAUCUGACUCCUCAACAUAUUAAAAGGCAUUGUGACGAAUUAAAACGUGAGGUUUGAUUAAUAUAAAGAUGGGCAGAAGUUUUCGGCUUUUAUUUUUCCUGUUGGGUCAAAUUUCGGUGCAAAAAUGUGUUGAAUAGAAACCGCUAACUUCUGUGACCGUCUUUAUGUCGUUCCAUUAUUGUUAAAAACUCCAUAACCGAAAAUUUGAUUUCAGAAUUCUGUACUGAAUUCCCAGAAGAACUCAAGGAAAACCCUAAAUUAAUCCAUGAGCAUUUGCCAGUUACGAAGAAGUACUCGGAUUAUGUUCAUCAAGGGACUUCUCUAAGAGAUAUUAGAGCAAGGGUUGUGACCCUCCAGAUCAAAGUCGCCGAUCUUGAAUUAGAUCAGCAUGCCAAAGAUAAGUUCAGAAGAUUAGUUGGACAAAGAUAUGACGAGAAGACGGACAUCUUCACAUUGGUCACGGAUCGAUGUUAUACUAGGCAACAAAAUCAAGAUUAUGCCGAUUAUCUAAUCACGGUAGCCGUGAACGAAUCAAGGAAGGUUGAGGAGUGGGAGGAACUGAAAGAAAGAAUUGAUAAUUGGAAAGUGGAAUUUGUAGGAUCGAAGACAGAAGAGAGGUUGUUUGAGAUCCUGGGUCAAUUAAAAGCAGACGAGGUAUGGAGACAAGAUAACAUAUUUACCGUUUCAAUUUAUUAUUUUCAGAACGCACCCCCAGCUGCUAAGAACUUUGACAAAGAAACCAAAGCUUCUUCCGAGGUCGAAAAGUUCUCGAAUGUCUGGUUCAGCUAUAGGAAUGAAGUAAGUUACAAUAUGAGAUACGCUUGCGUAAGGCUUAUCUACGAACUAAUACUUUAAUUUGCAGACCGAGACACCUGAAUCUGCUAGGAUUUAUGGUCAAGCGGUUAGAGAACUUCUAGGUCUUCCAAAAGUAACCCAAGAAGAGAAAAACCAAGUAGAAUUUAAAUAA
This is a messenger RNA of Bursaphelenchus xylophilus (pine wood nematode), 1507 nucleotides long. Lineage: Eukaryota; Metazoa; Nematoda; Chromadorea; Rhabditida; Aphelenchoididae. The record is from the annotation of a GenBank genome assembly.